Microtus ochrogaster (prairie vole) is the source of this 1046-nucleotide messenger RNA. RefSeq names its product spermatogenesis associated 24 (gene Spata24). Gene Ontology annotation, molecular function: DNA binding. The record is from RefSeq and is a predicted model, not a curated record. Gene Ontology annotation, cellular component: nucleus; cytoplasm. Lineage: Eukaryota; Metazoa; Chordata; Mammalia; Rodentia; Cricetidae.
CCCCGCCCCCGGUUGCCAGGGCGCUCUGUGGCGUUGCAUUCUCAUUGGCUGGCGACGCGGUAAGGGGCGCAGCGGGAGGCCAUUUCCAACGAGCUGGCGGGGGCGAAAGAUGGCGACGCCCCUUGGGUGGUCGCAGGGGGCCUCCGGAUCUGUGUGUCUCGCCUUCGAUCAAUUGCGGGACGUGAUUGAAUCUCAGGAGGAGCUGAUCCACCAGCUGAGGAAUGUGAUGGUUCUCCAGGACGAAAAUUUUGUCAGUAAAGAAGAGUUCCAAGAAAUAGAGAAGAAACUGGUGGAAGAGAAAACUGCUCAUGCCAAAACCAAGGCCCUCCUGGCCAAGGAAGAGGAGAAAUUGCAGUUUGCCCUCGGAGAGGUGGAGGUACUGUCCAAACAACUGGAGAAGGAGAAGCUGGCCUUUGAAAAAGCGCUCUCCAGUGUCAAGAACAAAGUCCUGCAGGAGUCUAGCAAGAAGGACCAGCUCAUCACCAAGUGUAAUGGAAUCACAUGUCCGACUUCCAGAUCCAGAAGCAGCAGGAGAGCUACAUGGCCCAGGUGCUGGACCAGAAGCAUAAGAAAGCCUCGGGAACACGUCGGGCCCGGAGCCGCCAGUGUCCCAGGGAAAAAUAAAAUGCUGGUUGCCUAGCUGGUCUCUAAAUGCAAUGCCCAACUUCUACCUUCUCUAUUCUGGGGAGACCAGCUCUUCCCCUCCAUCCUGGGGACCCCCACCACACUGGGCAGAGGAAACACUGCCCAGUCUCCAGCCCCUGCUGCUGUACUACUCCUUUGGGAUAGGAUAGCGCCCAUGGUAACGGAGUGGGAACUGCUGCUUGCUUUUGGUGGUUAGUCUUUUCUAUACUCAGCCCGGGUUAGCCCAGUCACACCCUGCCUGAACUUCAGUGAAUGUGGUUCUCUGAGGUUGGCUGUAGGGUUAGGGAAGAAUGGAGUGUGUGAGUGUGUGCAUGCGUGUGUGUGCAUGCGUGUUGGUGUAUCCCUGACUACAGACUUUAAGACUGGAUUCCAGAACCACAGUAAAUCUGAGAAACCAGAAG